AUGACCACCACUGCCCUUGGAUUGGGCAUGCAGCAGCAGCAGCAGCAGCACCUGCAGCAGCAGCAGCAGCUCUUCCGCGCCGUCGCCCGCCGCCUGCUGCUCCUCGAGCAGCAGCCCCACUUGGCGCUGCUGCCGCCCCCCGCCUUCUCGCUGCUGCCGCCCGAGGAGGCCGCCCGGGAGCAGCAGCUGCUGCUGCUGCUGCAGCAGCAGCAGCAGCAGCAGCACCGCCUCCGCGCCGCCCGCAGCAGGGGGCUCCUCCCCUACGCGCUGCAGCUGCUGCUGCUCUGGGCAGCAGGCCCGCAGCCAAGCCCCCCGCCGCCCCCCACGCAGCAGCAGCUCAACGCUGCAGCACUCGACGCCUGGAAAGCUGCUGCUGCUGCUGCUGCUGCUGCUGCUGCUGCGCACGCCGAGCCAGGACCCGCAGCAGCAGCCCGCCCCGACGACGCCCCCGCAGCAGCAGCAGCAGCGGCGGCGAAAGAGCCCCCCCCCGCGACGCGCCAGCAGCAGCAGCAGCAGCAGCAGCAGCAGCAGCAGCGGGCGGCGGCGUUUGCUGCGGGCGUUGCUGCUGCGCGGCAGUCAGCAGCAGCAGCAGCAGCAGCGCUGGCAGGCGCUGCACCCUUCAGCAGCAACGUGUCCGCGUUUGCUGCCGCAGCAGCAGCAACUCCCAGCCUGCGGCACUUCGUGUUUGCUGCUCUUUGUGUUGCUGUUAAUGUGGGGUUUGGAGUGUCUUUGCUGCUGCUGCUGCACCUCUACCUCGCCCUCUCCAACCAAACCACUCUCGCCCUCCUGAGCAACUUGGAGAAGCGGGACGUGGGGCUCCUGGCGUUUUUGCUGUUUCCCUUUCGCUCAAGUGCUGCUGCUGCCUUCGCCCCUUAUAAUAAAGGCUGGCGAAAAAACCUGCAGCAAGUUUUUGGCCCCACGCCUCUCCGCGCCCUUCUUUGCCCCUGGAUCAAGCUGCCUCAGGAGGGCCUCUUCGACUAG
Molecule: messenger RNA, 981 nt
Organism: Eimeria necatrix
Lineage: Eukaryota; Apicomplexa; Conoidasida; Eucoccidiorida; Eimeriidae
Exons: 3
Coding region: 1-981 (326 amino acids)
Source: RefSeq, a predicted model, not a curated record